Molecule: messenger RNA, 4633 nt
Organism: Mytilus trossulus (common blue mussel)
Lineage: Eukaryota; Metazoa; Mollusca; Bivalvia; Mytilida; Mytilidae
Exons: 28
Coding region: 429-4049 (1206 amino acids)
Biological process (GO): negative regulation of angiogenesis; cell surface receptor signaling pathway; adenylate cyclase-activating G protein-coupled receptor signaling pathway
Cellular component (GO): plasma membrane
Molecular function (GO): G protein-coupled receptor activity
Source: RefSeq, a predicted model, not a curated record
AUAAAAUCAUGCUUUUCAUAAAAUUAGGUGACCCCUGAUUAUUUUCUUUAUAAGCAUGUAGAAUUUUCAUAAUAUAUUAAAAUUGUCCUAACGUAACGGUAGUAUGUAGUGAUGAAUAUUUCAUUAUGGGUACUUGUCAAAAUAUAGCACGUAGACUCUAAAACUUCUACGUUCAAACAACUUUCUGAUUUUUUAACAAUGAGUGAGAUAAAUAUGAGGGGUUGUAGUCGUACCAUUUUUUAUGAUCAUUUUUGUAUGGGGGUGUAUUUCUUCAAUUUACACGGUAGGAGUACAUUGUUCAAAUGUUUGUUACAGAAACUACAGUUUUCAUUUCCGAUUUCUGUUUAUACAACAAAAAAUACCCCGAAUUUCCGUCUUCCGCGUUGUUACAUAGCAAUCACUGUUGAACUGAUGUUUGAUGAAGAAAGAUGGUGUGUGUAAAAUUGUUAUUCUAUUGGAUAAUGUUGGAUUUGGUGAAGACUCAGACUGUCUUUCGAGAAACUAAACCAUGUGGUAAAAACAUUACCAAUGCUGGUGGUGAACUGGUCGUCCCUAAUCAAUCACCUUGUACGUGGCGGUUCAUCAGACCUAUUGGAGAGAAAAUUUACAUGAGUUUUACAAAAAAUCAGUCCAAUAGUUUUGAAAUUUCAGUAUUCAAUGACAUUGAAGAUAGAUCCAUAAUUUUCAACGAAUCAUAUUACAGUGGAAAUGGGGAUGUUGUUAUAUCUACCAACACAAGCAAAGUUCUAGUUUCUAUCAGAAUGUUUGUUUUGAAUGGAACAUCCGGGCUCGUGUUACGGUAUUAUAGCGAAGCAUCACCUGACAACAAGGGGAACAGAUUUGUCAUUCCUGGUGGAUCGCAUAUUGUUGUUUUCACGUACAACUCUCAGAAUGUCACCGUAAACAAUUAUUGUGAAUCAUUAGGCCUUCACACGUUUAACGUUUCCAUCGAUAGCUCGUAUUUGUUAAAUAUUGGAUAUAAAGGAGCUGAUCUACAAGCGAACGGCGAUAUAAUUGUGUAUUAUAAAUCAUUCGAACAUCGUCACAUUUGUGCGGUCAUGCCGUUUGAUGUGUUAGGAACAAAAUACAUGAUCAUUUUCACAAAUGUUAAUUCGAGAAUUACGGUAACGGGAGUGGGUAUAGCUACAACUGUGAACCUUACAUUUCCAGAAUGCUCAGGAAACUGUUCAUUGCCGUCUUGUGCAAGACAAGAUGUAUCUUUUCAAUUGCACCAACAAAUGAAAUGUCAACGUCAUAUUCAUUCCUGUCAAUGGGAUUUGACAGGAUCCAUUAUUACUAGUGACUUCCCUGUGUCUGUAAUGGUGAAUGACAAUGCCGAAAGUCUCAUGUUGCCACCUGUUAAUACUUGGGGUCGUAAAUUUAUUAUAGCAUCUUUUCCUGGUCAUUUUUUAAGAAGAUUUAUUUUAAAAAUUAUUUCAAAGGAAGCUAAUACAAAUGUGACCAUACGUUGUUAUAGACCAAACGCCACUUUAGUAAAAUAUGAUUUGUAUCUCAAUGAAAGCGGAGAUCAUAUAAAUCAAUCAAUUAGCGUAGACAGAAAUUGUUUGAUGCAAUCAAAUAAACCAGUUCUACCUUUGCAAUUUACGACAGGUUAUGCCGAAAAAAAGUUCAUCAUUCCACCUGUAGAACAAUAUUCCUCGGACUAUUUGCUACCUCCAGAAUUAUGUAAUAGUCAAUAUGGGCAUAAAUUGAGUUCCCUAGUAAUAAUAAGUGAGACCAAAUAUAUUGAUGGUUUAAGAAUGGAUGGCUUGUUUAUGAGUAAUUUGCAAAUACAAAAGAUAGGGGAAACAGGGUACAGCAGGGUAUUUGUCAAUACUAGUGUGCCGAAAUUACAUCGUUUACACCACACUGAGCCCAAUAUUGUUUUUGGAGCAUUCAUGGUCUGCUCGAUGCUAGGUGUUACUCCACUUGGGAGGAGAAUGGCAUCAAUAGCUGAGAAAUGUAAACCAACCUUAAGUAUACCUGGCGACGGUUUAGACAACGAUUGUGACGAGUUAAUUGAUGAGGACAAAUGUGAUACGAAUUCUGCAGAUGUUAACAGUAACAGUGAUUGUGCGGCCGCGUCCCAAGUAAUACUUCCGUGUCUCGGAUAUAUAGAUACCGAUGGAGUUGUAUGGAAGACCACCAUGCCAAAUAAUUAUGACUAUCAAACUUGUGUGAAGGGAUCGACAGGGCAAACUUCGAAUCUUUGUGAACUGAAAGAAGGACGAUACGGUGUUUGGAAGGGACCAGAUACUUCAUUCUGUGUCAGUGAAGCACUCAGUAUCAUUGCUGCCAAGUUGCAUCUUUCCUUGAAUGGUACAAGCAAUGUCACGUUAGCAGAUGUUCUUAAUGAAACACUGGGAGUUACUAAUACGCUGAUAUCAAAAGACAACUUCAAUGCAGGAAAUUUAAAGUCUGUAAUAGAUAGCUUAGAUUUAGUAGUGACCAUAAUUGAAGAACAGUCAUCUCUAGGAACAACAAAACGUGAAAGAGAAAACUUCGUAUCAGUUUUGGAUAAAUUACUAUCAGUUGUCAACGAGAAAAGCUGGAGAACGUUAAAAAGUAAAAUAAAAACAACUAAUUAUGUUUCGACCAUAAUGAAGGUUGUUACCAGAUUCGGAUUCCAAGUGAACGUUAAUCAAUCGGAAGAUGUAACACUGUUUCGAGAAAACAUAGUUUUAGAAGCUAAAAAAGCAUUUAUUGAUGACAUGAUUUUCCCAAAUGUCACCGUUCUGUCAAGGAAUUACCAACAGACGACGAACGCUUGGUUAUUUCUUAGUAAGGAUACUAUCAAGAAUAACCUCAAUGGAAGUAUUGAUUACACAGCUGUUUAUUACAGAACAUUGACGAAACUUCUACCGUCCACUUUUGGCUUGAAUAUAGGAUCUGACGUUGUUUCAUUUUCCUUACCAGCGUUUACAGCAGCAAAUAAUUUAUUUCCUCCUGUUCAAAUCGAGUAUGAACAUGUAUACAGUAACAAAACGAAUUCUACUUGUGUGUUCUGGGAUUUUGAUAAAGGCAUUGAUGGGACUUGGUCAACAGACGGGUGUUAUGCAGAAUACAGAAACACAAGUUACACCUCUUGUCGGUGUGACCAUUUCACCAAUUUUGCUGUGCUAAUGAGUGUUCAUGCAUUUUCCAAAGAAGACACUACUGCAUUCACUAUCAUAACAUGGCCUGGAUUAGUGGCGUCAAUUUUAUGUUUACUAAUCACCAUUUUUCUGCACCUUUAUUUUUGGAGGAAUGUGAAAUCAGAUAAAUCCAAGAUUCUAAUCUGCCUGUGUUCAGUGUUAGUGCUUGCAUAUAUCAUCUUGUUAGCUGGCUUAGAUCUAACAGAGGAUUCAUCUAUGUGUUCAGCGAUAGCUAUAGUCCUGCAUUACUUAUUUUUGUGUGCAUUGUGUCUGAUGGUCGCUGAAGGAAUAGACAUAGCUAUGUCAAUCUUAAUUGUAUUUUCACAAGGAAGAUCGAACGCAGGACUGUUGUUAUCACUUGGACUAGUGUUUCCACUUGUCAUUGUCGCGAUCUCGAUGGCAGCAACCCAGUUCAAAGGAUAUGGGACCGAACAGUAUUGUUGGUUGUCAGUCUCAAAUGGAUUGAUCUACGCCUUUCUAGUACCUUGCAUUAUUGCAGUCUUGACGAAUAUUAUAAUAAGUAUAUUAGUACUGAGAAAGAUGUUCUCAACAAAAGCAAUGAUGAAUAAAGACACCAAAGAAAAAGUAAGAGCUGGUGUUCGUAGCAUAGCUGUUCUAGCUCCAAUACUUGGACUGACGUGGCUUUUUGGCAUAUUAGCUUCUCAUAAAGACCUAAUUGUUUUUGCUUAUUUAUUCACAAUUUUUAACUCGUUUCAGGGUCUAUUAAUCUUUAUUUUUCACUGUCUAAUGAAUCCAAAAAUUCAGCAAGCAGUAAAACGUAAAUACAUCAGAUUCGUUCUAUAUCAUCCCUGGGCUGAGAUUAAAAGGAAAGAGAAGUUGGACGUGUCAACCGUGGAUACGGGUGUUUCCAAGACUACAAAACCUACAACAGGCACAGAGAGUACGACAGUUUGAACGUUAGAAAACUGGAAUUCGGAGAAUACACAACAGUUAUGGGAACACGCGUUCACAGGGUUGACUCUUGUAUUGUAAAUUGGAAAGUCAAAGCAACAGUUAUCCCAUUGCAUAAGAUGUUUAAUGUGUAUAACUAUAUUAAAUCAAAACUUCAUAUAACUUUUAUUUUGAAAUAUUAAUAUAUUAUAAUCAAUAGUUGUUCCAUUGUCUAUCGGCAAUCAUUUGCAUGAAUCGAAAUCAAGUUCUUCAAAGUUUAUUUUUUAAACAAUAAAAUCUGAGUGCCAGCCUUUUUAUACCUGAAUGAAGUAUAAAAAGCUUGUUAUUUUUCAUGUAGCUAUAAGAAAUACUUAUUUUAACGGGAAAACUUUCCGUUUAAACCGCAAAACCAAUGUGAAAAUGUUAUUGAAUUUAUAAACUGUUAGCUAAUAGAGAUAUUUGUGUAUCAAUAAUGGCGAUGGUAUUACUGUGAAAUAGUCUUAAUACUUUAUGAGAAAUGAAACAAAAAAAAAGGAAAAAAAGAUGCGAACAACAAUAUCGAAGCUUUAUUUUGAAAAUAUAUAUCACUUUUGUACAUAUUGUGUGAA